Molecule: messenger RNA, 1674 nt
Organism: Daldinia decipiens
Lineage: Eukaryota; Fungi; Ascomycota; Sordariomycetes; Xylariales; Hypoxylaceae
Product: MFS general substrate transporter
Exons: 6
Coding region: 1-1674 (557 amino acids)
Biological process (GO): transmembrane transport
Molecular function (GO): transmembrane transporter activity
Source: RefSeq, a predicted model, not a curated record
AUGAGCGACAGCAGUGCCGUUGGCACGUCCGCGGACGACGCCAGCCACGACAAGAAAGAAGAAAUCCUAGUGGCCCAAGACGACGCAAGCAACGGCAACGACGUCAGCCAGGACAUCGACCCUAAGAACGAAGUUACCGGCGUCAAGCUCCUACUAAUCCACAUUUCUCUUUGCCUGUGCACUUUCCUAGUCGGCCUGGACUUCAACCUAAUCGCCACGGCGGUCCCGGUAAUCACAGCCCAGUUCGACUCGAUCCGCGAUGUAGGAUGGUACGGCGCGUCCUUUAUGGUAGCACUGUGCGCGAGCCAGCCGCUCGCCGGCAAGACAUAUACCCUCUUCUCGAAGAAACACACGUUUCUUCUGUACCUAUUCGUGUUUGAGCUCGGCAGCCUCGUAUGCGCGCUAGCGCCUACCUCGAACUCUCUGAUCGUAGGACGUGCCGUCGCCGGGCUGGGCGCGUCGGGGAUAUUCGCGGGCGGCUUGACGAUCCUCACCACGAUAGUACCGCUGCGCAAGCGGCCGAUUUGGACGGGGACUUGGAGCUCGGUCUUUGCUAUCGCGAGUAUCGUGGGCCCGGUUAUUGGCGGUGCUUUGACGCAGCAUGUCACUUGGCGGUGGUGCUUUUAUAUCAACUUACCUAUAGGUGGCGCCGGCGCCGUGAUAUUCUUUUUCCUAGUCCAUCUCGAGCCUGCUCCGACGGAAAAUACUCCGCUUCGCAAUAAAUUAGCAGGGCUUGAUCUGGCCGGUUUCGUACUACUCGGAGGCGCAAUCGUGAUGCUUCUGCUUGCGCUUCAAUGGGGCGGAGUCACAUACGCUUGGUCUUCGUCUAUCGUUAUUGGGCUGUUCGUCGGUGCUGGUGUGGUCUUGAUGCUCUUCAUCCGUUGGCAGAUCUACCAGAAGGACAAGGCCUUGAUACCGCCGAGAUUAUUCUCCAUUAACCGGAACCCCGGACUCAUAUGUGCAGCAUCGUUCUUCAUCAAUGGGCCCUUCCAGCUCAUCAUUUAUUGGUUACCUAUUUGGUUCCAGGCCGUACUAGGAACAUCGCCAACACAGAGUGGUGUUAAUUAUUUCCCUACGGUUAUCGCCGACGUCCUCGCCGCAUUCAUUGGUUCGGGCAUCGUCAUGCAGUUGGGAUUGUGGAACCCCUUUCUCUUGUUUGGAGAAGCUAUGGUAUGUCUCGGCGGCGGCUUGCUUAGCACACUAUACCCUGAGAUCUCGAGCGGGCACUGGAUCGGGUAUCAAAUCUUCGGCGGCAUUGGUUACUCUCUCGCAUCUAGUAUUUCUCAUCUUGGAAUGCAAGCCUCGCUUCCACAAGACCUCGUGCCCGUCGGAGCGUCUACUCUAUUGUCAAUUAUUUCAACCAGCUGCGCUAUAUUUAACGCAGUUGGUGAAACUGUGUUUCAACAACGGCUAGAGAUAAAUCUUCGUUGUGUCGUGCCGUCAGAUGUUAUUAAAAGGAUUAUAUCUGUUGGUGCAACUGAUAUCGCUUCAGUCGUGAAUCCGGACCAGUUACAGCCUGUAGUUCGUCAAUACAGCAAGUCAAUUACUCAGAUAUUCUACAUUCCGGCCGGCGCGCCUGUCAUAUCCUUCAUUUUAGUUGCAGGGUGUAAGUGGAUCUCGACAAAGAAUAAACAAAGUCCGGCUCAAGUCACCGAAAGGAAGGACGCAGUUUAG